AUGUUGUUCCCCAUUCCCAAAACGACCGCCACUCCCACGGAGGGAGAGGUGAAGAUCCCUUUGCUGUUCUUCGUUCAACGCAUUCAACGGUAUGAUCUUCAUUCACACACCCCUUUACCAUCAUUGAUCUACGAGGUCCCCUCAGACGAAGAGGCCAUGACCUUAGUAGAUGACAACUACAGUUCUGAUGCGUUGUUUGAAUGGAAUUCCGAGCGACUGGACCUAGACGGGUUCAAGAAGUUUGUUCAAGAGUGGCGCAAUCGCUACACCUUCCUCGACUUCGAAUUUCACGAAGCCCUUGCCACGCCUGAUGUCAACGACGAAGAGGGACGUGGAGGCACGAUCGGCUUCGCGCUGAAGGGACGCGUCGUGUCCAAGGAUGACGGGAAGAUGUAUGGAGGAAAGGCACAUGCCAUCUUCAAGGUCGAAUGGAUUGGAGAUCGUCGGGUCAUCACCAGAAAUGCUCAGGUCUUGCAGGGACCCUACGUGGUUGAGGAUGAAAGAUAAGAUAUCCGGUCACAUGGCACUUUGUCAGAGUGGACUGAUGAUGUUGGCCUGAUGGGAGUCCAUAGCCGGAAAGCCUUUCAAUUAUAUGUUUGGUUACAAGUGCUAUCGAACUUGAAUUCAUGUUUACAUUGCGUAGGCCCGAAUUUGAGAAGGACUAGUUGUUAUUCCUGAUCGCUCUCCACGAUCGCUAAUGCCAAUACUCUCGGAUGGCUGAUCCAAUUCUAUGUGCUAAAGCAUCCUCCAAUUUUGAUUACUUAACUAAGUAAUUGGUAGCACC
Messenger RNA from Aspergillus piperis CBS 112811, 784 nucleotides. RefSeq lists its product as uncharacterized. The coding region runs from base 1 to 507 and encodes 168 amino acids. The record is from RefSeq and is a predicted model, not a curated record. The transcript is spliced from 4 exons. Lineage: Eukaryota; Fungi; Ascomycota; Eurotiomycetes; Eurotiales; Aspergillaceae.